This is a messenger RNA of Gorilla gorilla gorilla (western lowland gorilla), 3709 nucleotides long. It is a transcript of the gene CDH24, whose product is annotated as cadherin 24. Lineage: Eukaryota; Metazoa; Chordata; Mammalia; Primates; Hominidae. Bases 419 to 2878 code for a protein of 819 amino acids. Gene Ontology annotation, molecular function: cadherin binding; calcium ion binding; beta-catenin binding. The transcript has 14 exons. Gene Ontology annotation, biological process: cell morphogenesis; cell-cell adhesion mediated by cadherin; cell migration. Gene Ontology annotation, cellular component: adherens junction; catenin complex; plasma membrane. The record is from RefSeq and is a predicted model, not a curated record.
CUUGUGGGGAGGGACUUUCACAGACUCUCAGCCCUGCCUGAGGCUGCACUCCUUGUCAUCUCAUGCUGACCCUAGACACCUUAAGGCCACACCUCCAUGAAUCCCAACUCCGUAAUUUUAAGCCCUUUCUCUGGUAGCCCCGCCUCCUCCAAUACCUGGCUACGUGCCCAACCUGGGAGGACAGAGACCAGAUUUGGGAUUCCAAGCCCUCCCAGCAUCCCCUCUCCUGUGUUCCUCCCCGGUUCUCUACUCAGAGUUGACUGACCAGAGAUUGAUCAGCUUGGAGGGCUGGAGGUGUGGAUCCAUGGGGUAGCCUCAACGCAUCUGCCCCUCCACCCCAGCCAGCUCAUGGGCCACGUGGCCUGGCCCAGCCUCAGCACCCAGGGCCAGUGAACAGAGCCCUGGCUGGAGUCCAAACAUGUGGGGCCUGGUGAGGCUCCUGCUGGCCUGGCUGGGUGGCUGGGGCUGCAUGGGGCGUCUGGCAGCCCCAGCCCGGGCCUGGGCAGGGUCCCGGGGACACCCGGGGCCUGCUCUGCUGCGUACUCGAAGGAGCUGGGUCUGGAACCAGUUCUUUGUCAUUGAGGAAUAUGCUGGUCCAGAGCCCGUCCUCAUUGGCAAGCUGCACUCGGAUGUUGACCGGGGAGAGGGCCGCACCAAGUACCUGUUGACCGGGGAGGGGGCAGGCACCGUAUUUGUGAUUGAUGAGGCCACAGGCAAUAUUCAUGUUACCAAGAGCCUUGACCGGGAGGAAAAGGCACAAUAUGUGCUACUGGCCCAAGCCGUGGACCGAGCCUCCAACCGGCCCCUGGAGCCCCCAUCAGAGUUCAUCAUCAAAGUGCAAGACAUCAACGACAAUCCACCCAUUUUUCCCCUUGGGCCCUACCAUGCCACCGUGCCCGAGAUGUCCAACGUCGGGACAUCAGUGAUCCAGGUGACUGCUCACGAUGCUGAUGACCCCAGCUAUGGGAACAGUGCCAAGCUGGUGUACACUGUUCUGGAUGGACUGCCUUUCUUCUCUGUGGACCCCCAGACUGGAGUGGUGCGUACAGCCAUCCCCAACAUGGACCGGGAGACACAGGAGGAGUUCUUGGUGGUGAUCCAGGCCAAGGACAUGGGCGGCCACAUGGGGGGGCUGUCAGGCAGCACUACGGUGACUGUCACGCUCAGCGAUGUCAAUGACAACCCCCCCAAGUUCCCACAGAGCCUAUACCAGUUCUCCGUGGUGGAGACAGCUGGACCUGGCACGCUGGUGGGCCGGCUCCGGGCCCAGGACCCAGACCUGGGGGACAACGCCCUGAUGGCAUACAGCAUCCUGGAUGGGGAGGGGUCUGAGGCCUUCAGCAUCAGCACAGACUCCCAGGGUCGAGACGGGCUCCUCACUGUCCGCAAGCCCCUAGACUUCGAGAGCCGGCGCUCCUACUCCUUCCGUGUCGAGGCCACCAACACGCUCAUUGACCCAGCCUAUCUGCGGCGAGGGCCCUUCAAGGAUGUGGCCUCUGUGCGUGUGGCAGUGCAAGAUGCCCCAGAGCCACCUGCCUUCACCCAGGCUGCCUACCACCUGACAGUGCCUGAGAACAAGGCCCCGGGGACCCUGGUAGGCCAGAUCUCAGCGGCUGACCUGGACUCCCCUGCCAGCCCAAUCAGAUACUCCAUCCUCCCCCACUCAGAUCCGGAGCGUUGCUUCUCUAUCCAGCCCGAAGAAGGCACCAUCCAUACAGCAGCACCCCUGGAUCGUGAGGCUCGCGUCUGGCACAACCUCACUGUGCUGGCUACAGAGCUCGGCUGGAGCUGGGGGCCAGAAAGGGGCUGGGUACCUCCUCUGGUUGCUGAGUGGAGUGCACCAGCAGCCCCACCCCAGAGAAGCCCUGUUGGAAGCCCUGUGGGAAUCCCCCAAGACAGUUCUGCACAGGCCUCGCGUGUGCAAGUGGCCAUCCAGACCCUGGAUGAGAAUGACAAUGCUCCCCAGCUGGCUGAGCCCUACGAUACUUUUGUGUGUGACUCUGCAGCUCCUGGCCAGCUGAUUCAGGUCAUCCGGGCCCUGGACAGAGAUGAAGUUGGCAACAGUAGCCAUGUCUCCUUUCGAGGUCCUCUGGGCCCUGAUGCCAACUUUACUGUCCGGGACAACCGAGAUGGCUCCGCCAGCCUGCUGCUGCCCUCCCGCCCUGCUCCACCCCGCCAUGCCCCCUACUUGGUUCCCAUAGAACUGUGGGACUGGGGGCAGCCGGCACUGAGCAGCACUGCCACAGUGACUGUUAGUGUGUGCCGCUGCCAGCCUGACGGCUCUGUGGCAUCCUGCUGGCCUGAGGCUCACCUCUCAGCUGCUGGGCUCAGCACCGGCGCCCUGCUUGCCAUCAUCACCUGUGUGGGUGCCCUGCUUGCCCUGGUGGUGCUCUUCGUGGCCCUGCGGCGGCAGAAGCAAGAAGCACUGAUGGUACUGGAGGAGGAGGACGUCCGAGAGAACAUCAUCACCUACGAUGACGAGGGCGGCGGCGAGGAGGACACCGAGGCCUUCGACAUCACGGCCUUGCAGAACCCGGACGGGGCGGCCCCCCCGGCGCCCGGCCCUCCCGCGCGCCGAGACGUGCUGCCCCGGGCCCGGGUGUCGCGACAGCCCAGACCCCCCGGCCCCGCCGACGUGGCGCAGCUCCUGGCGCUGCGGCUCCGCGAGGCGGACGAGGACCCCGGCGUGCCCCCGUACGACUCGGUGCAGGUGUACGGCUACGAGGGCCGGGGCUCCUCUUGCGGCUCCCUCAGCUCCCUGGGCUCCGGCAGCGAAGCCGGCGGCGCCCCCGGCCCCGCGGAGCCGCUGGACGACUGGGGUCCGCUCUUCCGCACCCUGGCCGAGCUGUAUGGGGUCAAGGAGCCCCCGGCCCCCUGAGCGCCCGGGCUGGCCCGGCCCACCGCGGGGGGGGGGGGGGCAGCGGGCACAGGCCCUCUGAGUGAGCCUCACGGGGUCCAGGCGGGCGGCAGCAGCCCAGGGGACCCAGGCCUCCUCCCUGUCCUUGUGUCCCUCCUUGCUUCCCCGGGGCACCCUCGCUCUCACCUCCCUCUUCCUGAGUCGGUGUGUGUGUCUCUCUCCAGGAAUCUUUGUCUCUGUCUGUGACACGCUCCUCUGUCCGGGCCUGGGUUUCCUGCCCUGGCCCUGGCCCUGCGAUCUCUCACUGUGAUUCCUCUCCUUCCUCCGUGGCGUUUUGUCUCUGCAGUUCUGAAGCUCACACAUAGUCUCCCUGCGUCUUCCUUGCCCAUACACAUGCUCUGUGUCUGUCUCCUGCCCACAUCUCCCUUCCUUCUCUCUGGGUCCCUGUGACUGGCUUUUUGUUUUUUUCUGUUGUCCAUCCCAUAAUCAAGAGAAACUUCCAGCCACUGCUGCCCACCCUCCUUCAGGGGAUGUUGUGCCCCAGACCUGCCUGCAUGGUUCCAUCCAUUACUCAUGGCCUCAGCCUCAUCCUGGCUCCACUGGCCUCCAGCUGAGAGAGGGAACCAGCCUGCCUCCCAGGGCAAGAGCUCCAGCCUCCCGUGUGGCCGCCUCCCUGGAGCUCUGCCCAGCUGUCAGCUUCCCCUGGGCAUCCCAGCCCUGGGCAUUGUCUUGUGUGCUUCCUGAGGGAGUAGAGAAAGGAAAGGGGGAGGCGGCUGGGGAAGGGGAAAGAGGGAGGAAGGGGAGGGGCCUCCAUCUCUAAUUUCAUAAUAAACAAACACUUUAUUUUGUAAA